GUUUUAAUCUCACUUAGUGGGUGAAAUUCGUGUAACCGGGUAAUUGCUGUGGUGGGUUUGGCUUGUAUUUCCGCCAAACCACAACGUGCCAUGGUGCUGAAUAAAAGCAAGGCAGAGGCAGAAGCUGAGAAGUGCAGUCAGCUUCUCACCAAGAGGACCAUGCUGUCUCCGAGCCUUGCUCUCCUGGUGUUCAUCUUCACCGCCAAGUCAGGUGACGGAGCCCAAAUCAUCGGAGGGACAGAGGUGACCCCUCACUCCCUGCCCUACAUGGCUCUGGUGGAAUCAGGAAGUAAAUGUGGCGGGACCCUGAUCCACCCGAAAUGGGUCCUGUCUGCUGCACACUGUGCCCGCGAGACGAUGAAAGUGACUCUGGGGGUUCACAAUAGAAAAAAAGAACAGCAGGAACAGAGUGUUCGACAAGUCAGACCAGUGACACGGAAGGUGAUCCAUCCUGACUAUAAGAAACCUAAUAAGGGAAUUUAUUUCAACGAUCUGAUGUUGCUGGAGUUGGAGUCACCUGUGAAGGAAACUGACUACGUGAAACCUGCCAUCAUCAACACCCCACCAAAUUACCCCACAGCUGGCAAGACCUGCUUGGUGGCCGGGUGGGGGUACACUGGCAAAGGCCAGUAUUUUUCUGCUGCGCUGAUGUCCACCACUGUGACGGUUUUUGACUUGGAGAAGUGCUCUGAAUACUAUUACGGCAAAGACCCGGGGCUCAACAAGGACGUGAUUUGUGCCGGCUCUCGUGGAAAGAACCAGAUCGGUGUUUAUAAGGGCGACUCCGGCGGUCCUCUGAUGUGCGACAACAUGCUGGUUGGAGUCACUUCCUACGGAGGGUUAAACCAUGCUGGCGUGUUCAUGUAUCUCUCUCAGGACCGUGUCCAAUGGAUCCAAAAAACAAUUCAGUGAAACACAAAGAAAGUAACUGCAGUUGUGCACGAGUCAGUUUCCGGCACCAUGCAAGACUCUGUCAUGAAAAAUAAAACU
This is a messenger RNA of Synchiropus splendidus (mandarinfish), 990 nucleotides long. Its product is annotated as granzyme H-like. Lineage: Eukaryota; Metazoa; Chordata; Actinopteri; Syngnathiformes; Callionymidae. The record is from RefSeq and is a predicted model, not a curated record. Gene Ontology annotation, biological process: proteolysis. Gene Ontology annotation, molecular function: serine-type endopeptidase activity. The transcript has 6 exons. Bases 91 to 912 code for a protein of 273 amino acids.